Prunus persica (peach) is the source of this 2115-nucleotide messenger RNA. RefSeq lists its product as uncharacterized. Lineage: Eukaryota; Viridiplantae; Streptophyta; Magnoliopsida; Rosales; Rosaceae. The record is from RefSeq and is a predicted model, not a curated record. The transcript has a single exon. Bases 1 to 2115 code for a protein of 704 amino acids.
AUGGGGACCACUUCAAUACCCACGUUUUUAACGGAAGAUGGGGUACCGUUCGGAAGGCAGAGCGGAGCUAGCCCAGCGCUACCUCCAAGCACUCCCUUCGGAAACGCCCUCGCUACCCAAACAACCGCCGAAGCCGAGCUGGCAGCCCAAAUCGCAACCUUACGGAAGGACAUGGCGAGGCUUCAGGAACACAACAACUUUCUUUCGUCCAAGGUGGACGAAACCCAGCAGCUGCUUCACCAGCAGCAAUCGCGGAACAUCCAGACAACUCGCUCCUCCGAGAGCUUGCAGACCCCCUGUGGGAAGAACAAACGCAGGAAGGUAGCGAAGGCAACGCCCACACCUUCCAGAGAGCUAGUAGUUUCGGCACCAAAGGAUCAGCCGCACAUCCCCAGGAAAGUCUACUCCGAUUGCCGACAUAGGCUAAACGAUCGGGAACGUCGCGCUAACGAUCGGGAGGCAGAGAGAGAGAGGUCUCCGAUCGGUAUUGGCGCUCGAAUAAGGGACUCACGGAUGAAAAUCCUAGGAGACAAGUCGCCUAUUCGGAAGGUCAGAGGACUAGAUCCUACCGAGUCGUCGGAAUCCGAGUACAUCCCUACCAAGACACACACUUCCACCUACCGUUCGGCAACACCUUCACGGUGUGCGGGAGAUAAUUCACUGGGCCUACAACGACAAUCGGAAGAUUACGGCGCCGAAGAAAUCCCUAGCCGAGACCCCAUUGUCCGACUCCUUUUUCAGAAAGUCCAGAAGAUGGAAAACGACAACGCUCGCUCCCAAGAACUGGAAUGGGGAAAGCUUCGACCCGGACCAUUCACCAGGCACAUCCGGGAUUCUCGGCAGGACAGGGAGGUGCAGCAACUGCGUAUACCAUUCUAUACGGGAACGGAGGACCCCCUAACACACCUCCACUCAUUUCAGUCCGCCAUCGGAUGCAAGGGCCUGAGCGAUGAAGGGCAGUGCCUGCUAUCCCCGUCCUCCCUUACCGGGGUGGCCCUGAACUGGUUCUACCGGUUGGAGCCGGAAACGGUAGCCUCCUUCGACGAGCUGAAGCAGAUUUUCCUCAACCACUUCGUGAUCCAAACGGACCGUCUCUACUCCUCCGAUGAUCUGUACACGAUUCGGCAAAGAGAGGACGAACCGUUGAGAGAAUACGCGGCGCGCUUUAGUCAUGAGUACUCAAGGUGUCCGGAAACAGAUGAUAGGGCAGCCUACGGCGCCUUCAAGAGCGGCCUUCGGUCCUCGCAUUUCCGAUACCUAGUACACAGCAGCAACUGGCGCACGUACGACGAACUGAUGAAGCAGGCGGCAAUCCACGCAAAGGCUGAAUACUUCAACUCGAAACCCACGGUUUCGGCACCACGAGGAGAUGCGGAACCAAGUGCCUAUCCUGCAAAGGCGCCACCCUACGAGCGAGUCGACACCUUCUCGGUGGGUCAUAAGAGGAAAGACGACCGCUCCGAUCGAAGGGAGCACUCGAAGAAAGGAAAAGGGAAGUAUGGUCGCAACGACAACCGAGCGCCCCUGCCGAAUCGUGAUCACGACAGUGAGAUCUUCACCCUACUGAACACUACCUACGAGGCAGUCCUGAUGAACGAACAGGAAAUAAUACCAAAGCCGAAUCAACGAAGACCCAAUCGGCAAGACAAUCGGGAUACCGGUAAAUUCUGCCGAUACCAUCAACACAACAGCCAUAAUACGGAAGACUGUAUAAGUCUGAGAAAAAUUGUCGAACGGUUGAUCAGAGAGGGGAAACUUGACCAGUAUAUCGCCCGGCAGCAACCGGCGCCCGUGCCGAAUGCAAAUCGGCAGAUAAACAUGAUAAGCACUAUCAGCGGCGGCCCCACCAUCGCAGGACUGAGCAACCGUUCAAUGAAGCAAUACGUGCGUGCUGCACAGUUUCCUCAGGUAUUCGGCAUAGAGGUGAAUCGCCACCAUGAAACACCGAAAGAUCAUUGGGAGCCGAUAACGUUUUGCAAGGAAGAUGAACAUGGCAUCCUCUACCCCCACGACGACCCAAUGAUUGUCCGAGCUGAAAUCGCCGAUUACGAUGUAGGGCGAGUACUGAUCAAUACCGGGAGCUCGGUAAACGUGAUCUUUGCCGAAGCUUUCUGA